Molecule: messenger RNA, 1254 nt
Organism: Colletotrichum abscissum
Lineage: Eukaryota; Fungi; Ascomycota; Sordariomycetes; Glomerellales; Glomerellaceae
Product: short chain dehydrogenase/reductase family Oxidoreductase
Exons: 1
Coding region: 1-1254 (417 amino acids)
Source: RefSeq, a predicted model, not a curated record
AUGCCUCUCGAUUACUUUGGCUACAUCGCCGAAGCCGGCCUCCCGACAUAUGUGACGGAGAACUGGUGGUUCAUACUCAAGACCGCCGCGGCGGUAGCGGUCCUCGUCUUCAUCAAGCUAUGGAGCUCGGGUGCUUCCAACACGGCCGAGCGAGACAUGCACGGGAGGGUAGUCAUGAUAACGGGCGGGACGUCGGGCAUAGGAGCGACGACGGUGCUAGAGCUCGGCAGCCGCGGCGCACAAAUCAUCCUCCUCACGCACACCCCCGUGUCGGACCCCUUCCUGGUCGAGUACAUUGGCGACGUGCGCGCCCGGACCGGCAACGAGCUCAUCUACGCCGAGCAUGUCGACCUCUCGUCCCUGCACAGCAUCCGAAAGUUUGCGACGAAGUGGAUCGACAACUCCCCGCCGCGCCGGCUCGACAUGAUUAUCCUCGCCGCUGCCACAAUCACCCCGGCGUCGGCUAAGCGUAAGGAGACGGUCGAGGGCAUCGAGGAGACGUGGAUGGUCAACUACCUCGCCAACUUCCACCUGCUCUCCAUCCUCAGCCCCGCCAUCAAGGCCCAGCCCUGGGACCGCGACGUGCGCAUCAUCUUCGCCUCGUGCUCUUCCUACAUCGGCUCCCCGUCCCUCAAGGAACCCCUCGACAAGAAGACGUGGUCGCCGGGUACGGCCUACAAGCGCAGCAAGCUGGCGCUCAUGGUCUUCGGCCAGGCCUUCCAGAAGCACCUCGACAACUACAAGCGGCCCGACCAGCUGCCCAUGAACGCGCGCGUCUUCUUCGUCGACCCGGGCUUCAGCCGCACGCCGGGCAUGCGUCGCUGGCUUUCGCGGGGCUCGCUGCUCGGCCUGUUCGCCUACAUUGCCGCCUACCCGCUGCCGUGGCUCUUCCUCAAGAGCCCGGAGCAGGGCGCGCAGGCGAUCCUCUACGCGGCCAUGGAGUCUAGUCUCGUGCGCGCGGGCGCCGGCAAGCUGAUCAAGGAGUGCCGGAUCGUGGACUUUGCGCGGACGGAGAUUGAGGACGACGAGGUGGCCAAGAAGCUGUGGGAGGAGAGCGAUAAGCUCAUUGAGACGACGGAAAAGGACUCGGCUGCUCUCAGGGCGCUGGAGAAGAAGAUGGAGGAGGAAAGGGCCAAGGAGGCCAAGGAGGCGGAGAAGGUGAAGGAGGUUGAGUCUCUAGUUGAGGCUAUCAAGAAGGGCAAGGAGUCGCAAAAGGCAAAGGGUAAAAAGAAGUCCAAGAAGGAGACAUCAUAA